AUGCGGUUCGCCGACGAUACCGUCCUUAUAGCAGACAACGUGGAGGGUCUGCAAACACUUCUACAAAGACUAAACAACACGUGUAGAGUCUAUGGCCUGAAAAUGAACCCUAAGAAAACUAAAUUUAUGAUCAUCACUAAGAGAGAAGAUGUCCAAGCCAAUGUUCUAAUAGAUGAUACACCUAUGGAGAGAGUACAACAAUAUAAAUAUCAAGGCAGUUGGUUGACCGAAAACUUGGAUCAAUCAGCAGAAAUAAAAGCUCGAAUAGAAGGAGCUAGAGCAGCCUUCGUAAAACUCAAAAAAUACAAAGAAUUCUUGGACUAUGACACUUUAGCGGCAGAACUAGACUUGUGGCGGCAAAAAUGGAAGCAACUACCUGCAGUCGACCGACCUAAAAAUGCAAUCGAAACGAUAAUCGGAGUGUAA
Messenger RNA from Sitophilus oryzae (rice weevil), 426 nucleotides. RefSeq lists its product as uncharacterized. Lineage: Eukaryota; Metazoa; Arthropoda; Insecta; Coleoptera; Curculionidae. Bases 1 to 426 code for a protein of 141 amino acids. The transcript has 2 exons. The record is from RefSeq and is a predicted model, not a curated record.